CGGUCGUGGUCCUCGUUCCGGGAGCGCCGGGAGCCCGGGUGACCGCCUAGAAAUGAAUACAGAAGCAGAACAACAGCUUCUCCAUCAUGCCAGAAAUGGCAAUGCUGAGGAACUAAGAAAGCUACUGGAAACCAUGGAAAAGAGUGAAGUAAUUGCUGAUAUUAAUUGCAAAGGAAGAAGUAAGUCUAAUUUGGGCUGGGCGCCCCUUCAUCUGGCGUGCUAUUUUGGACAUAGACAAGUGGUCCAGGAUCUGUUAAAGGCUGGUGCAGAAGUAAACGUAUUAAAUGACAUGGGAGACACACCGCUUCAUCGAGCUGCCUUUACGGGACGAAAGGAGUUGGUAAUGCUUCUUUUAGAAUAUAAUGCUGAUCCCACUGUUGUUAAUGGGAGUGGACAGAGAGCAAAAGAAGUCACUCAUGAUAAAGAAAUUAGAAACAUGCUAGAAGCUGUAGAAAGGACUCAACAAAGAAAGCUUGAAGAGUUACUUUUAGAAGCAGCAAGAGAAGGCAAAACAGCGGAACUUAUAGCUCUGCUCAACAGACCCAAUCCUCCUGACGUUAACUGCUCGGAUCAGCUAGGAAAUACUCCCUUGCAUUGUGCAGCUUACCGGGCUCAUAAGCAGUGUGCCUUAAAGCUUCUAAAAAGUGGAGCAGACCCUAAUCUGAAGAACAAAAAUGAUCAGAAACCCCUUGACCUUGCCCAGGGUGCUGAAGUGAAGCACAUUCUUGUUGGUAAUAAGGUCCUCUACAAAGCACUGAAACGAUAUGAAGGCCCUCUCUGGAAGAGUUCAAGAUUUUUUGGCUGGAGGUUGUUCUGGGUGGUGUUAGAACAUGGUGUCCUUUCAUGGUAUAGGAAACAGCCGGAUGCAGUCCGUAAGAUUUAUCGCCAGGGGUGCAAACACCUAACUCAAGCAAUAUGCACGGUCAAAUCCAGCGAUAGCUGCCUCUUCUUUAUUAAAUGCUUUGAUAACACUCUUCAUGGCUUCAAGGUUCCUAAGAAUAGCCUUCAACAAUCAAGAGAGGACUGGCUGGAAGCAAUAGAAGAGCAUUCUGCUUAUAGCACUCACUACUGUUCCCAGGACCAAAUGACUGAUGAUGAUGAAGAGGAAGAUGGAGUUUCUGCUGUGGACUUGAAGGAAUCCCUAGAGAAAGCACAAACAUGCCAACAAAGACUAGAUAGGGAAAUUUCCAGCUUUCUCAAAAUGAUUAAGGAGUGCGACAUGGCUAAAGAGAUGCUUCCAUCAUUUCUUCAGAAAGUUGAAGUUGUCUCUGAAGCUUCUAGAGAAACCUGUGUAGCUUUGAGCGAUUGCCUUAAUCUCUUCACUAAACAAGAAGGGGUGAGGAACUUUAAAUUGGAACAGGAGCAAGAAAAAAACAAAAUUUUGUCAGAAGCACUGGAGACGCUAGCCACUGAACACCAUGAAUUAGAGCAGUCCCUGGUGAAAGGCUCCCCCCCGCCCAGCGUCCUCAGUGAGGACGAGUUCUAUGACGCGCUGUCAGAUUCCGAGUCGGAACGGUCCCUGAGUCGAUUGGAAGCAGUGACUGCACACUCCUUUGAAGAGGAAGGGGAACAUUUGAGCAGUAGAAAACCCAGAAUGUCUGAAGGAAAAGAUUGCGGUGGGGGAGAUGCUCUCUCCAAUGGCAUCAAAAAACACAGAACAAGCCUGCCGUCUCCUAUGUUUUCCAGAAAUGACUUCAGUAUCUGGAGCAUCCUCAGAAAAUGUAUUGGAAUGGAACUAUCCAAGAUUACGAUGCCAGUGAUAUUUAAUGAGCCUUUGAGCUUCCUGCAGCGACUCACUGAAUACAUGGAGCACACAUACCUCAUCCACAAGGCCAGUUCACUUUCUGACCCUGUGGAAAGGAUGCAGUGUGUGGCUGCCUUUGCUGUGUCUGCUGUGGCCUCUCAGUGGGAACGCACUGGGAAGCCCUUCAACCCGCUGCUGGGGGAGACUUACGAGUUAGUGCGGGAUGACCUUGGUUUCAGGCUCAUCUCCGAGCAGGUCAGCCAUCACCCACCCAUUAGCGCAUUCCACGCCGAAGGACUGAACAAUGAUUUCAUCUUUCAUGGCUCAAUCUACCCCAAACUGAAGUUCUGGGGGAAGAGUGUAGAAGCAGAACCCAAAGGAACCAUCACCUUGGAGCUUCUUGAACACAAUGAAGCAUAUACAUGGACAAAUCCUACCUGCUGUGUACAUAAUAUCAUCGUGGGUAAACUCUGGAUUGAGCAGUACGGCAAUAUGGAAAUCACAAACCACAAGACUGGGGACAAAUGUGUGUUGAAUUUCAAGCCAUGUGGCCUUUUUGGUAAGGAAUUACACAAAGUUGAAGGCUACAUUCAAGAUAAAAGCAAGAAGAAGCUCUGUGCCCUCUAUGGGAAGUGGACUGAAUGUUUAUAUAGUGUCGACCCUGCCACUUUUGAUGCUUUCAAAAAAAAUGAUAAGAAAAAUACUGAAGAGAAGAAGAACAGCAAACAGAUGAGCACCUCUGAGGAGUCGGACGAAAUGCCCGUGCCCGAUUCGGAAAGCGUGCUGGUCAUCCCCGGCAGCGCCCUCCUGUGGCGGAUAGCCCCGCGGCCCCCCAACUCUGCGCAGAUGUACAAUUUUACUAGCUUCGCCAUGGUUUUGAAUGAAGUAGACAAGGAAAUGGAGAGUGUGAUUCCUAAGACAGACUGCAGGUUACGGCCUGACAUUAGAGCCAUGGAAAACGGAGAAAUUGAUCAAGCCAGUGAAGAAAAAAAACGACUUGAAGAAAAACAAAGAGCAGCCCGCAAAAACAGGUCCAAGUCGGAGGAGGACUGGAAGACGAGGUGGUUCCACCAAGGUCCUAAUCCCCACAACGGAGCACAGGACUGGCUUUACUCCGGCAGCUACUGGGACAGAAACUACUGUAAUUUGCCUGACAUUUAUUAAAAUACAGACAAGUCAGGCAUUUGGCUAAUCUACAAAUAAGUCUUAAACCUGUGUUUUUAAAUGUUUUUCUUUGGUUUCUAUUCAUCUUUAAAAAAAAGAAAAAACCUGCUCAUAACUUGCAUUUCAUCCAACAAAAAUAGGGCAUAAAGUGAUAUUGGUGAUGAAAGUCUUACAGAAAAUGAUAAUUUUGCUAUCCAAACAUACUUAUUUGGAAUACUAUUUUAUACAAAGGUCAGAGAAACUGCUGGAGAAUAUGCUUUGUACGGCUGCUGUUGCCAUAUUUACUGAAGGUUUAUACCUAAACGUAACUUUAGCUUUAUGAAAUUAUAUAUAAUCCCAAAUCGAGUUAUUUUGAAUAUUUUAUGCUGUCAUGCUUGAAUGUUUUAGAUGUAACUCUCAAAUGUUUAGAACUCUCCUAUACAAUGUUUAUGUGCUCAAAUGCAGAGAAGGUUAUGUCAUUUUGUAAAGACUUCAUUGAUAAGAUGGCUUUUCUAACUAAUCCACUCAAUUUUCCCCCUACCUCCAAAAAAGAAAAAAAUGCCUGAAUAGUUAGAAUAGGUAUUCUUGACUUGAAAAUUCUAAAGAAUUGAACUGAAAAGGUAUUUCAUUUGCUUAUUUUAGUGCCCUGAAUUUACUUUUACAAUUCUGUAAUCAGUCAUUAGAAUUAAGUGUUUAAUUGUACGUGUUCAAAUUGAAAAUAUGUAUAAAGUCUAGCAAUUCUCAAAAAUGCCCUAGAAAUAGAUUUUAAUCACCAUUAUUACAUAAUGGCAAACCUUUUUAAAUGCUUCAACUACGUGGCCAGUGCCACCAGAGAUUAAGUUGCACUCAUGUAUUAUAAGUAUCAAACUAUAUAACAGGAGGUCUUGUGCAUUUCAAGUUUGCAAGGCCCCUGUGUACUUAAAAUAUGUAUGGAGACCUACUGUACAGUAGCUUUGCCCCUUUAAUUGGGGUACAUUAAUCUUAUGGUAUUUAUCCACCCAACCCCAGACUGAGAUACUGCUCCAAGGGGCCUUAGGUAGCUGCCAGUAAAUUAUUUUAAUUGCUGUCUUGAAGUUAACAAGUGUUAUAAUGAAAUAAUCUACCUGAUGCUAAAUAAUAAAGGAUUUAGAAUCUUCAAAAA
Messenger RNA from Miniopterus natalensis, 4028 nucleotides. RefSeq names its product oxysterol binding protein like 1A (gene OSBPL1A). Gene Ontology annotation, molecular function: cholesterol binding; protein binding. The record is from RefSeq and is a predicted model, not a curated record. Gene Ontology annotation, cellular component: plasma membrane; perinuclear endoplasmic reticulum; cytosol. Lineage: Eukaryota; Metazoa; Chordata; Mammalia; Chiroptera; Miniopteridae.